CCCAAUGGAUGGCAGCUGUCUUUUCCCCUCUCGCCCUGUCACUUGAGUUCCUUCCAGUGCUAGGACAGCAAACUUUUAUACAUUAAGACCUGGGAAGGGGAAACUCUUUCUCUUCCAUGGAUCUCUAAAGUGAGAUGUUGGGCAAGAAAGCUGAGUUUGUGGGGAGUGUUUGAGAUUUUUCAGAAAAAAUUAAUCUAUUUGGAAGUGGGUCGCUUCAUUCUUAGAGUAUGACAGAAAAAGAGAUUCUUGAGCCACCUGCAUCACCCACAUCUGAAGGGGGGAAAUCCACGGAAGGGCUGCAGCGGCUAAAGCAAAUUUUCCAACGCAAGCCCAAGGAAGACGAGGAUGAAGCUGCCCCAGAGGAACCACAGGCCAAUGGAGAGCUGGUCAGCCCCACGGGGGGACCUAUCUACUACAUCUAUGAGGAAGAGGAGGAGGAGGAGGAGGAAGAGCCUGAACCACCACCCGAACCAGAAAAACCCGUGAACGACAAACCUCACAAGUUCAAGGAUCAUUACUUCAAGAAGCCCAAGUUCUGCGAUGUCUGUGCCCGCAUGAUAGUCCUCAACAACAAAUACGGCCUGAGAUGCAAGAACUGCAAAACCCACAUUCAUCAUCACUGUCAAAGUUAUGUUGAAUUUCAGCGCUGCUUUGGCAAAAUUCCCCCAGGUUUCCGUCGUGCUUACAGCUCCCCGUUGUACAGUGCCCAACAACUUGCGGGAGCUAACCGAAGUGACCCCGUGUUUGACACGCUGCGGACAGGUGUUGUCAUGGCAAACAAAGAGCGCAAGAAAGGGCAGGAUGACAAAAAGAAUCCACUGGCUGCUAUGAUGGAGGAGGAAACAGAAGCACCUAAGCAAGAGGGUAACAAACCAGAAGAAGGAAACCCAGAAGGACAGAAGGCUGAGAAGAAUGCCCCUGAUGACAAGAAUAAGAAGCAGCAGCCUGGGUUCCAACAAUCACACUAUUUUAUUGCAUUGUAUCGCUUCAAAGCCUUGGAGAAGGAUGACCUGGAUUUUCAUCCUGGGGACAAAAUUGUCAUUGUGGACGACUCCAAUGAAGAAUGGUGGCGGGGCAAGAAAGUCGGAGACGUUGGGGACAAAAUUGGAUAUUUCCCACCAAACUUCAUUAUCCGAGUGCGUGCAGGGGAACGGGUACACAAGGUGAUGCGUUCCUUUGUGGGCAACAAAGAGAUUGGGCAGAUCACACUGAAAAAGGAUCAGAUUGUGGUUCAGAAAGGUGAGGAGCUGAAUGGCUACGUGAAAGUCUACACAGGCCGCAAAGUUGGGCUCUUUCCCAUUGACUUCCUGCAAGAGAUCUGAGGCCUUUGUGAUGGUUUUGUAGCCAGGGCCGAGGAAGGCCAGGUUGUUUCUUUGGAGAGAGAUUCCCAGCUGCCAAGAACUCUCUGCAGUAGAGCUGGGUUCUGCAAGUGCCUAUGGCCCAGGGCAAGAUGUCCCACCAAGCCCUUCAUCUCUAAGCAAGGAUUCAAGGAAAGGAGUACCUAAUUCUGCCAUCUGAAGGUCUUUGGAGCUCCCCUUGAAAUCUAUAGUUGGCUGGCAGAUUCCAGAAUGGGUUUAGCCAUUGUCCCUGGAUGACGUAAUCAUGGUGGUGCCAGGACACAGCCAAAGCUGUACUGCUUCCUGUCUGCAAAGGAAGUGGAUAGUGAUCGGCCAUGUUGACUGCUAGACUUGACAAAAUGGCAUUUGCUGCUGCUGCUGCUGCUGCCCCUUGCAGGUGGCACCAAGCUUGUGUGUGCAUGUGUUUAUUCAAGAGACAAUUCAAGUGACUGUCCCUUUGCUGGCAGGGGCCAGGUCUGGAUUGCUCAGUUUUUGUUAUGUUUUGCCAAUACACGUUAUCUCUCUUGGUUCCCCAAUAGCCUACCAACCUUGAUGUAAAGCAGCAAGAUUUGGGGUGGCCAUCCAAUAAAAUGGUCUAAUUGCUUGGGAGGAUUUUGAACUGCUCAGCUCCAGUUAUGUUGAAGUAAUAUACCUCUUUCAUUAUCCUCUUCAUUCUGUUUUCUUGCCAUUGUGAAAUAGAUUGUCCUGUUCCAUGAUUGUCUGGUUUCAGUUGUGCGGGAGACCUGAUGUAGAAAACUGUAGUUUUGGCAACAUGUCCUUACAUACUUUUCUUUGUACAUAGCCGUUGUCAUUGUGUCAUCUGUUGACAUGUAAUAGAGGAAAGAGUAUACUAAGUCACCAAUAGCUUGACCGUGGUAAAAUGAGACAGCACUCUUUGCUUCUGGACUUUGAGACAGCUCAGGAGGGCUUGGAAUCCAUGUUGCAAGGAGAUUUUUGGAUGUUAGGAGGGUGAGGCAACAGAAGGUCCACCAGUGAGAUCCUCACAUCCUCUCUCUGUGCUUCUGGAGCAAUAUCUAAAAGUGGCCAUUUGUAUAUCUCUCCUAUGCAAAGAUAUAUGAGUGGCAUGGGCACCUGGAAAUCAUGGCUUUCUUGGUGAGGGAGAAGUAUGAAAAUAAGUUCUGUCCACUCAUACUUGUAAUAUUUGAAGCUAUCUCACUAGGAGCCCAACUGUAAACACCAUAGGUGAUUAGGAGAAAUACUAUUCUUCUCACUUCCUAGAUUAUUGGAGGGCAACUGAUGGUUGUAGUGGUGAUGCUACAGAAGACAGUCUGUGCCAAGAUAUUGCCAGGGUUCAGAGUUGCUGAGAGGGUUUACUUGGUAGAUAGGGUUUCUGUGUGGAGGUGGCACAUGGCUCAACAUACUGUAACACCCUAACUUGACAUAAGCCCUCCCCACCAUUUGUGAAUGCUUGCAGUGUUAUUCCACAUGCCCUUAUGCACACUUGUUGUAUGCAGGGCUUUGCUUUCACCUUUGCCCACGAAGACACUUGUGUUUGUUUUCAUGAGGAUCCAGUAAGUCUGAAGACCACAGUGCCCAUGGCUCAUUGGCUAUCAGCUAAUAACACUCACCAGAGCAUGUUUAAGACACUAGAAUGCCCCAGAUCAUGCUUAGCUAUCGCCUGAUUUCUGUGUACAUACAUACACACACCACACUUGGUAGUAGUUCUCUUCCCAAUGUGGGAAGCUCAGAGGUCAACAAGAUAGCAGCAGUUGUCCCCAGUUUCUUCUUGUACACUGUCAUCUGAGGAAGUAGAAUAGACCAAGUCUACAAAAGCUUAUGCUACUACUUCCUUUGCUCAGUUAGCCCCAAAGGUGCUACUAGAUCCCUUUGCAUAUUGAUAUUCUAGACUAACACAGCUAUGUCUCCCAACACUGUCAUCCUGUUAGCCUGGUCUUCAUAGGUGUCUAUGAGCUUCUUCUGCUUCCAAGAAUUCAGAGGGUUUUAGAGUUCCCUGGUUAUUGCCAGACUGUAAAUAAACCAGCCCACUCUUCAGGUCCUUGGAUCCAUUUCUUCUCAGUCCCCUUUCCAUUGUUGUGACCUGUUUUCCUUGCCUAUCAUGGAAGGUUUAGCUCCAAAUACUUUAGGUAAAGGUAGGAGAAGUGUUUUGCUCAUGUUGAUAUGUGCCCACAGGAGGGUGCUGUCAUAUCCAUAAGAGUGUGCUCUGGGGAUAUGUGGCCUCUUCUGAAGUAUUACCUGUUUCAGUGCUACCCCUGCCCAAAUUCCAUGCCGUGCUCAUAUAGAGUGCUGGGUAAUUUUCUGUUACAGAGUUGGGUGUCCAGUCUAGCUAAGCAAAUUUCCCUUGUACUCUGAUACAGUCCUUAUCCACUCUUAAUGCAUAAGUGCAGGAAUAGGUGAAACAUUGCUCAUUCUAGGACUUGAACUCAUGGCUUGCCUGUUGCUAUUCCCAUACUCCAUUUUUUUUUUACUUCAAGGAAAUAAGGAAUACUGAGGUAGUAUAAACAGGAGCGCUUUGGAUGGAGUUGGUUACAAGCUGAGAAUAAUCAGAACUGUUAUCCACUUGUCAGUGAGUGAGAGACAGGCCUGUAGGGUGAAGCAAGAACAACUGCAUUCCCAAGGCAAAACUCAAAAUAUAUCCAUAAGCAUCAAGAGAGAAUUAUUUAGAGAAAACAGGAGAAAUAAAGUCAGGCAUGUAAGGGAAGAUACACCCAAAUCUGCUGAAGUUUUGAUGUGAAAGGCUAGAGAACAAAAUAGAUAGGUUUAUAUAAGAGAGUCACGUGAACAUCUAAACAUGUACACAAUGUGAACACCCCACUGAACCAAAGUACAGAUCAACAAUCUGGAUGCACUGUGGAAUGUUAUGUGUGAAUAACAUUACUAGUCUACAGUGGGCUUUUGGGAUCUGCUGGGGUUUGAUUCCAGGACCCCUCAUGGAUACCAAAAUCCAUGGAUGCUCAAGUCCCAUGAAAUACCAUGGCAUAGUGAAAUGAUGCCCCUUAUAUAAAAAAAAAAGAGUAAAAAGAUUUACUUUUGGGAUUUAGAUUUUUUAAAAAUAUUAUCAAGCCAUGGAUGAUUGAAUCCAUGGAUAAAAAAAUACAUGGAUACACAGGGCCAACUGUACAGAUGAAGAAUUUGUGUACACAUGUACAAAGCUUGUACCUGUGCUGAAUGUACCAUGUAAUAUUCAUAUUUAGCAAGGAUAUUAAUCCCAUUUCAGAUAGAUGGAAGUACUCUUGCAAGUGAGGCCUAGGGAGCCAUACACUUAAAAUAAUGUCUCCACCUGGAGCACUUGGCAGUUGCACUUAGACACAUGGGGGAAAGGGUCAGAAGGAGAACAAAGGAGGGCAAUUUACUCCUAGGUGUUUGGCCUCUUUAACAGAAGGAUUUCCUGUUAGUUUUCAUCUCCUGCCCUGCUGUAAACUUAUGCAAAGUUUGAGCUGGUUGGUUGUGUCUUGGCUGCUUUUUAACUUUGCCUAAGGAGCUCAGGUCUGAGUCACAUGUGGGCAAAGUGGAGGAGAAGUUGGCAAAUAGGGUUAAUUUGCACUUCUUAAGAGAUGUGUGCAGGAAGUGUUUGCAUAGUCCUCUGAUCAGAUGAGAUGGCUUGAGCAAAGAAAACAUGUGCAAGUAGGGUGUUAGAAAUAGCCUUGACUUUACACCUCCAAGUGCCUGUCUACCUUUUCAGUACUGCAUCUGUGGGUUGAAUGGUGUGAUGGGAAAAUUGACAGUUAAAAUGGAGUUAGGUCGGCUAAGGCAAUACAUGCUGAGCAGACUUUUUUUUUUUUUUUGCCUCUAAUCCAAGUAUAACCCAGUGUAUGCUGCCUCAUACCCGUCUCUUUGAAUCUGAAGGUCUGCAUUAUGGUAAUAAGAAUGAGCAGGUGAUGAGGCACUAUUCAGUUUCUUUGGCUGUGAACAUAUUUGAAAGAAUUGCCCAAGGACAUAUGCCUAUAAAAAGCUAAGGAUAUAAUUCAAUUGUCUCUGUCUGCUGUUGCCCCACAAAAGUGGGGGAUUUGGUAUCUGAUGCAGAAUUUAGCAUCUUAAGACUCCCAUUUUUGUUUUGUUUUUGAAUAAGAACAUCUCUAAUCCACAAACCAGUGGCGAUAAACUUGAAAAAAUGUGUAGUCAUUUAGUGGAAUUUGAAACUGGGAUAGGACUGAGCAGGAAUACCAGCUGUCAUGGCAUGGCACGGGUUGUCAGUAUGCUUACUUGCUAGGAGCAGAAUAAAAUAAAUGAAAGCAGUACACAAAUGCAGAGAUCUGUAUAUUUCAUCCAGGUCACAGAAUCUAUUUUUUCUUUGAUGCAGAAUUUGGAUUGUACAGGCAGUUAAAUACACAUAAUCCUGGGGUAAAUACGCAGACAGUGGACCCUUGUUAUACGCUGAGGGUUGGUUCCAAGUUCCCCCGUGGAUAACAAAAUCCGUGGAUGCUCAAGUCCCAUUGAAUAUAAUGACAUAGCAAAAUGGUGUCCCUUAUAAAAAAUGGAAAAUCAAGGUUUGAUAUUUGAAAUUUAUACUUUUUUGGAACAUUUUCGAACUGUGGAUGCUUGAAUCCGUGUAUAAAAAAUCUGUGUAUAAGAAGGGCUGACUGUAGUCUCACAUAUACAGGUUGGAGUCCUAGAGCCUUUUAAGUUGUGAGGUUCCACGCAAUGUUUGUGAAUUUGUCAGAGCUCAGUAAUAGCUAAUUAUAAACAACAUGUUACUCAUUAUUUUUUCAAUAAAUAACUAAGUUAACAGGU
Sceloporus undulatus (fence lizard) is the source of this 6047-nucleotide messenger RNA. RefSeq names its product SH3 and cysteine rich domain 3 (gene STAC3). Gene Ontology annotation, biological process: skeletal muscle contraction; positive regulation of voltage-gated calcium channel activity; positive regulation of protein localization to plasma membrane. The transcript has 12 exons. Gene Ontology annotation, cellular component: extrinsic component of cytoplasmic side of plasma membrane. Lineage: Eukaryota; Metazoa; Chordata; Lepidosauria; Squamata; Phrynosomatidae. Gene Ontology annotation, molecular function: protein binding. Bases 228 to 1322 code for a protein of 364 amino acids. The record is from RefSeq and is a predicted model, not a curated record.